Molecule: messenger RNA, 859 nt
Organism: Gossypium arboreum
Lineage: Eukaryota; Viridiplantae; Streptophyta; Magnoliopsida; Malvales; Malvaceae
Exons: 2
Coding region: 297-698 (133 amino acids)
Source: RefSeq, a predicted model, not a curated record
AAGCAAAUUUAUACAUUUUUUUGUAUAGUACUUGAUUUGAACUAUUUCAGUUUAAACCAAUGAAAAUGAAUACUUCUUGGCGAAGGAGAUGACUUUUUUGCAAAAUUAUUAGAGCAGCAUACAAUUCAUCUUUCUUGGAUACAAACAGAUUGUUCAUAAAAGCUCAAACACUGAGGUAGAUUAGUGGCAUCAUCGGGUUUUAAUAUUCCAAUUCAUCUUGAAUUGAAUGCCUUUCCCAUCUUUGCCUUAAUCUAAUUCAAAAACAGACAGACGACUGCUUUGUUUUUCUACUUCAAAUGGUUGGGUUUUUCUUUCGUCGUAUUUUGCAGCAUCGCUCUCAAAUCCUAUUGGGACAACGACUAAGAGCUAUGAGAUUUAGAUUGGGAAGGGAGAGAAGGCGUAAUAUGCGUGCGAUGGAAUUAUUGGAAGAUUGGGAAGGUGAAGCUGCAGAGAUGGAGGACCAAAUUAGGAGGAUUAGGGGAGAGAUGGAGAGACAGCUUGUAGCCGAUAUCUUAACCGAUCUGUGGGUUUACGAUUGUCUCAUUCAGCUUGAAAACGACCCUUUCAUGAGGGACGCUUUGCAAAGAAUCCACGCUCAGAAUCUCGAUCCAAGGAACCUUAUUUAUACAAACCAACUUCGACCUUUUCAGGAACGACGCCGCCGCUACCUCCGCCGCCGCCGCCGAUCGUCGCCAUGAAUAGUUCGAUGGUGGGGGCGUAGUUUUGUUUUUUCUUUUUUUCAGUAUUUUUAAGGGUAAACUAUUAAAAUAGUUAUUUUUGUUUGACUUUAAUUACAUUUUAGUCACUUAUAUUUAAAAUGUUAUGUUUUAAUCACUUAAGUUAUUAUUUUGUUACGAAA